UCAUGGUCGGUCAUGGAACUGCUGCAGUUCACAUGUCUGCUUUUACUUUUCAGCUUGAAAUGUUUGACAGGUUUUGGCCAGCAGUGUGGGGGUAACCAGUGGCAGUGUGAUGAUGGAGCUUGUCUGCCUCUUUCCUGGCACUGUGAUGGAAAUGGAGACUGUAUGGAUGGCUCUGAUGAAAUGGCCUGCCCCUGUCCUAGGGGCCAGGUUGCCUGCAUGGCCGGGGCUCCUGGUUGUGUAAGUACCUCUGCAGUAUGUGAUGGGCAGCGCCAGUGUUCUGAUGGAUCUGAUGAGUUUAACUGCCCAGAGAACCAGGGCUGUCUGCAGGGGGACUGGAGGUGUAGGAAUAAGAUCUGCAUCCCCAAGGACCAAUACUGUAAUGGUGCUAACGACUGUGUGGACAACUCUGAUGAGGCCUGUGGCCAGUGUGGGCCAAUGGCUGUGCGUUGUCCUGGAGGGGCGUGUCUGACUGAAGAUGAGAGAUGUGAUGGAAAAUUGCACUGCUCUGAUGGCAGUGAUGAACCCUCUACCUGUGGGAGGACCUGUUCAGAAGAGAACGGUGGCUGCAGUCACUCCUGUGUGGAUCAGCCCUGGGGAGCCCUCUGCUCCUGUCCUAAAGGCCAUAGGCUGUCUGCUAACGGAGCCUCCUGUCUGGAUGUGGAUGAAUGCGCUCUGCCUUAUGGUCCAUGCAUGCACUUGUGUCAACACACCCGGGUCCUUCUACUGCCACUGCCGAGAUGGCUUCCAGCUUCAAGGAACCACCUGCUAUGCUAAAGGAAAUUAUACAAAGUUUCUGACUACAAAGAAGGGAACUAUCGGAUUUCUGAAUCUGAAGACUCUGAGAUUCGAGUCCAUUCAGAGUAUUGGCUAUGAUCCUCUGGCCCUGGCCUUUGACCUCUCCAGGAGCUCAUUCUACUGGGCUGAUAACCAGGGGAACAUCUACAAGGCUAAGGAGCAGCAGCGCAGGAUCCUUUA
Messenger RNA from Oncorhynchus kisutch (coho salmon), 975 nucleotides. Its product is annotated as low-density lipoprotein receptor-related protein 4-like. Bases 13 to 774 code for a protein of 253 amino acids. The transcript has 7 exons. NCBI's taxonomy places the organism in Eukaryota, Metazoa, Chordata, Actinopteri, Salmoniformes, Salmonidae. The record is from RefSeq and is a predicted model, not a curated record. Gene Ontology annotation, molecular function: protein binding; hormone binding. Gene Ontology annotation, biological process: receptor-mediated endocytosis. Gene Ontology annotation, cellular component: apical plasma membrane; plasma membrane; signaling receptor complex.